AUGGCGGACGAGUCUGAGUUGAAACACCGCAAAGCUCUGCAAUUGCAUGACAAGAAUGCUGCGGAUACCAAGCCCAAGAAGCCAAAGAAGAAGAAGAAGAAGAAUUUGAUCAAUGUCGCUCCCUUGGAUACGCCGCUUCAUCGCAGGCUUGAAACCUUAAGUGUCAUGUGGCAUACCGUUUCGAUUCCUAGUUUCUGUUGCUUGUUUCUCUUUAUCUUGUACCUCGGCUGGCUCUCGUGGGUUUUCAUUGUGAUCCCAUAUUUCAUCUGGCUCUAUGGCUUUGAUCUUCACACUCCUACCAACGGUAAGGUGGUCUACAGAAUUCGUAAUGGUAUGAGGAACUUGAUUAUCUGGAAGUGGUUUGUUGACUACUACCCAAUUCGCGUCCAUAAGACUUGCGAAUUGGAGCCCACGUUUACCACGGAGGUUGUGCUUGAGGAGUCUACACCAGAUGAUGAGGAAGACUUGAUUUCUGAAGAUGCUCGUACUACUUUGGACCGCUUGUUUAAGUUCUUCGGUCUUAAGAAGCGUUUGAAUGACCUGGAAUCGUCUUCUGCUGUUGAUGAUGAUGAAGACGCUAGAAGCACAGACUCUAAGUCUUCCACCACCGUGCAACGCCAUCGCAAAGUCGGUGGUGGCCCUCGCUACAUCUUCUGCUAUCACCCUCACGGGGUUAUCUCAAUGGGUGCCAUGGGUUUGUUUGCUACCAAUGCAUUAAGGAAUCAGCCCUUCAAGCCCCCUGCCAAGUUCUUGAAGCCUUUCUUCCAUGAUCCUUCUAAAGAGAAGGAACUCUUUCCAGGAAUUGGUCAUGCUUUCCCUCUAACUCUUACCACCCAAUUCACCAUCCCUUUCUACAGAGACUACUUGUUGUCCUUGGGCCUUACUAGCGCUAGCGGUAGAAACAUCAAGAGCGUCAUAAAGAAUGGUGAUAACUCUGUGUGUCUUGUCAUUGGAGGUGCCCAGGAGUCCUUAUUAAACGACAUGGUGGGUGAAAACCUGCGGGUCGGCGUCGGCUACCAGGGUCAUGAAUCAGAAGAAGAGGAGCCUGAGGAGCAGAAGCCAAAGAGACAAAUCAAAUUGGUGCUCAACAAGAGAAAGGGCUUUGUUAAGAUUGCUCUCGAGCUUGGCAAUGUUUCUUUGGUACCAACUUUUGCAUUUGGAGAGGCCGACAUCUACAGGUUAGCAAAGCCAAAGGAAGGAUCUCUUUUCCAUGCAUUCCAGCUUGGCCUUAAACGCUUGACACUGUUCACAUUGCCUUUCUUCAGCGCCAGAGGCGUUUUCAUUUACGAUUUUGGCUUUUUGCCAUUCCGUACCCCCAUUAACAUUUGCACGGGAAGGCCUGUGUACGUUCCAGCUGGUUUGGUUCUGCAAAAUCAGGAAGAACCUGCCAAAGACACUGAAAAAGAUAAAGAAUCAGCUAGAUCUGAAUCUUCUAGUUCUGGCAACUCCUCUCUGCUGAAGAAGUUCUCCAUGUUUAAGGGCAAGGAGAAACCCAAGAAAAGGAGCAAGCCCCACAUCAGUCAAGAACUUCUUGACCAUUAUCACGGCUUAUACAUUGAAGAGCUCAAAAAGGUCUAUGAAGAAAAUAAGCACCUUUACGGCUACGGAGAUGUGGAGUUAGUUAUCGUCGAGUAA
Messenger RNA from Candidozyma haemuli, 1635 nucleotides. RefSeq names its product diacylglycerol O-acyltransferase. The transcript has a single exon. The record is from RefSeq and is a predicted model, not a curated record. Gene Ontology annotation, cellular component: endoplasmic reticulum membrane. Gene Ontology annotation, molecular function: diacylglycerol O-acyltransferase activity. NCBI's taxonomy places the organism in Eukaryota, Fungi, Ascomycota, Pichiomycetes, Serinales, Metschnikowiaceae. Gene Ontology annotation, biological process: triglyceride biosynthetic process. Bases 1 to 1635 code for a protein of 544 amino acids.